Messenger RNA from Salvia miltiorrhiza (redroot sage), 2797 nucleotides. Its product is annotated as cullin-4-like. Gene Ontology annotation, biological process: ubiquitin-dependent protein catabolic process; protein ubiquitination. Gene Ontology annotation, molecular function: ubiquitin protein ligase binding. NCBI's taxonomy places the organism in Eukaryota, Viridiplantae, Streptophyta, Magnoliopsida, Lamiales, Lamiaceae. Gene Ontology annotation, cellular component: cullin-RING ubiquitin ligase complex. The record is from RefSeq and is a predicted model, not a curated record.
UUGAUUUCAAUUCUCUGCAAAAAAGAAAGAAAAAAAAGUUUCUUCUCUCCUAUAAUGAGGAGCUCGAGCUUUCCUUGAGAUUCAUCACUCUUUCUAUGUCUCACCCCGCCUCCUCCACCUCCACCUCCAACCCCAGCAAGCGCUCCUCCUCCUCCCCUCAUUCCGCCGCCGCAGCAGCUCCAAUUCUCCCCGCGAUGAAGAAGGCCAAGUCGCAGUCGCAGCACAAUACUCCCCACGUCCACUUCUCCGACGCACCCGCCCUCUCGCCGAUGAUCGAGGACGAUCCCAACGACGCCGUGCUCGAGGCCUCCUCCCCUUCCAGUGCCUUCGGCCGCACCGGCGCUGCCUCCGGCGGCGGCGUCACCGCCAAUUUGUCGCGGAAGAAGGCUACCCUCCCGCAGCCCACGAAGAAGCUCGUAAUUAAGCUCAACAAAGCCAAACCGAUGCUGCCGGUUGAUUUUGAGGAAAAUACAUGGGCAACACUCAAGUCGGCUAUUAGCGCCAUAUUUUUGAAGCAACCCAAUCCAUGUGACUUGGAGAAACUCUAUCAGGCGGUGAAUGACCUUUGCCUGCACAAAAUGGGGGGAAGUCUCUAUCAACGGAUUGAAAAGGAGUGCGAGACCUACAUAUCUGCUGCCCUUCAAUCUUUGGUCGGCCAAAGUGAAGAUCUGGUGGUUUUCUUAUCACUUGUUCAGAAGCGGUGGCAGGAUUUUUGUGACCAGAUGCUGAUGAUCCGGGGUAUAGCAUUAUAUCUAGAUAGAACAUAUGUGAAGCAAACACCGAACGUUCGCUCAUUAUGGGACAUGGGCUUGCAGCUUUUCCACAAACAUCUUUCCCUAGCUUCAGAAGUGGAGCGCAAAACCGUAUUUGGUCUUCUUAAAAUGAUUGAGAGUGAAAGACUAGGCGAAGCAGUUGAUAGAACUCUCCUUAAUCAUCUAUUGAAGAUGUUCACUGCAUUGGGCAUUUAUCCAGAAAGCUUUGAGAAGCCAUUCCUUGAAGGUACAUCUGAGUUUUAUGCUGCCGAAGGUGUCAAAUACAUGCAGCAGGCAGAUGUUCCAGAUUAUUUAAAGCAUGUUGAGGUGCGGAUUCGUAAGAAAACUGAAAGAUGUCUAAUCUACCUUGACGCAAGUACAAGAAAGCCACUAGUAGCCACUGCAGAAAGGCAGCUGCUCGUGCGUCAUGUAUCUGCGAUUCUCGAUAAGGGUUUCAUGACACUUAUGGAUGGGAAGCGUAUUGAAGACCUUCAGAGGAUGUAUAUGCUCUUCUCCAGAGUUGAUGCCCUUGAAUCUUUGAGGCAAUCCCUGAAUCAGUACAUCCGAAGGACUGGCCAGAGUAUUGUCAUGGAUGAAGAGAAGGACAGAGAGAUGGUGUCGAGCUUAUUGGAAUUUAAGGCUAAUCUUGAUAGAAUAUGGGAAGAAAGCUUUUCCAAAAAUGAAGCAUUUAGUAACACCAUCAAGGAUGCAUUUGAGCAUCUCAUUAAUAUCCGGCAGAAUCGGCCUGCUGAGCUAAUCGCCAAGUUUGUUGACGAGAAGCUUCGUGCUGGAAACAAGGGUACCUCAGAAGAGGAAUUGGAGGGUACACUUGAUAAAGUGUUAGUCUUGUUCAGAUUUAUACAGGGCAAGGAUGUAUUCGAAGCUUUCUACAAGAAAGAUCUUGCUAAAAGGCUCUUGUUGAGUAAAAGUGCUUCUAUUGAUGCAGAGAAGUCUAUGAUUACUAAGUUGAAAACUGAGUGCGGUAGUCAAUUUACUAACAAACUCGAAGGGAUGUUCAAGGACAUCGAAUUGUCUAAAGAGAUUAAUGAAUCAUUCAAGCAAUCAUCUCAAGCUCGGACAAAACUCCCAUCUGGUAUUGAGAUGAGCGUUCAUGUCUUAACCACUGGGUACUGGCCGACCUAUCCUCCCAUGGAUGUCCGGCUCCCGCACGAGCUAAAUGUUUAUCAGGACAUUUUUAAGGAGUUUUACUUGAGCAAGUAUAGUGGGAGGCGAUUGAUGUGGCAGAACUCGUUAGGUCAUUGUGUUCUUAAAGCAGAUUUCCCGAAGGGUAAAAAGGAGCUCGCAGUUUCUUUGUUUCAGACUGUUGUAUUGAUGCUGUUCAAUGAUGCACAAAAUCUUUGCUUUCAAGAUAUAAAAGAAUCUACAGGUAUCGAGGAUAAAGAGCUGAGAAGGACUCUGCAGUCCCUUGCAUGUGGGAAAGUUCGCGUUCUCCAAAAAAUUCCUAAAGGCAGAGAUGUGGAUGAUGACGACUCCUUUGUCUUUAAUGAUCAAUUUACUGCUCCGCUGUAUCGUAUAAAGGUAAAUGCAAUUCAGAUGAAGGAAACAGUCGAGGAGAAUACAAGCACCACGGAAAGGGUUUUCCAAGAUCGUCAAUAUCAGGUGGAUGCUGCUAUUGUUCGUAUAAUGAAGACGAGAAAAGUGCUGAGUCACACUCUACUGAUCACUGAACUCUUUCAGCAGCUGAAGUUUCCAAUAAAACCGGCGGACUUGAAGAAGAGGAUCGAAAGCCUGAUCGACCGAGAGUACCUGGAGCGCGACAAGAACAACCCACAAAUAUACAACUACCUUGCGUGAAAAAGUCAUCACAAGGUAACAUCAUUUUUCCUUGUAUAAAUGACAUGGGAAAUACGCGGUUUGAUCAAGAUGCUGGAAGCUCAUCGAUCCGAGAAAACUGUGUACAGGAACUCAUAGCUGUCCCUUUUUUGUUGUCAUGCUCAGUGUAAGUAUGUUUCCUUAAAAAAGUUCUUAAAUCCCUGUCCAAGAGGAGCAAUAUUAACAUUAAAAUAUAUUUAACAUUUUCUUCA